Verticillium nonalfalfae is the source of this 1992-nucleotide messenger RNA. Its product is annotated as Alternative oxidase, mitochondrial precursor. NCBI's taxonomy places the organism in Eukaryota, Fungi, Ascomycota, Sordariomycetes, Glomerellales, Plectosphaerellaceae. Bases 1 to 1992 code for a protein of 663 amino acids. The transcript has 12 exons. The record is from RefSeq and is a predicted model, not a curated record. Gene Ontology annotation, molecular function: oxidoreductase activity, acting on CH-OH group of donors; flavin adenine dinucleotide binding.
AUGAGCGGUGCAAUUCCUGAAGAGUUUGAUAUCAUCGUUUGCGGAGGUGGUAGCACAGGGCUUGCCAAUUUGGAUCACAAUCUCUCCGUCCUCCUCAUUGAGGGCGGAGAGAACAAUCUCAACAAUCCAUGGGUCUUCCGGCCUGGUAUUUACCCACGCAACAUGAAGCUGGACUCGAAGACGGCCACGUUCUAUGAGUCCAGGCCGUCGGAGCAUCUGGCGGGCCGCAAGGCUAUUGUGCCUUGUGCGAACAUCCUUGGUGGAGGGUCUUCGAUCAACUUCAUGAUGUACACCCGUGCGUCAGCCUCGGAUUACGACGACUUCCAAGCCAAGGGCUGGUCCACGAAGGAGUUGAUCCCUUUGAUGAAGAAGCACGAGACAUAUCAGCGGGCUUCUCAUAACCGGGACACGCACGGCUUUGAAGGCCCGAUCAAGGUGUCUUUCGGCAACUACACCUAUCCUAUUAAGGAAGACUUCCUCAGAGCUGCCGAGUCUCAAGACAUUCCUGUGGUCGAUGAUCUCCAGGACUUGUCCAUCGGCCAUGGUGCUGAGCAUUGGCUCAAGUGGAUCAACCGCGACACUGGCCGCCGCAGUGAUAGUGCUCACGCCUACAUUCAUUCCACGCGGGCUGUGCACUCGAAUCUUUAUCUAGCUUGCAACACCAAGAUCGACAAGGUCAUCAUCGAGAACGGCCGCGCUGUAGCAGUGCAGACUGUACCAAUGAAGCCACUCGAGCGCGCACAGAUUAAGCCUCGGAUUUUCCGAGCUCGCAAGCAGAUCGUGGUUUCUUGCGGAACGCUGUCGUCUCCUCUUGUCCUUCAGCGAUCUGGUAUUGGCCACCCUGAAAAGCUCAGGGCAGCUGGCGUCAAGCCCAUCGUCGACUUACCUGGCGUCGGCCUCAACUUCCAGGAUCAUUAUCUGACCUUCUCGGUCUUCCGAGCAAAGCCUGGAACGGAGAGCUUCGAUAACUUUGUCAGAGGGGACCCCGAGACUCAGAAACGCGUCUUCGAUGAGUGGAACAUCAAGGGCACCGGCCCUCUGGCUACAAACGGCAUUGAUGCCGGAGUCAAGAUCCGUCCCUCAAAGGAAGAACUCGAAGAGUUCGAAAGGUGGCCGACCCCUCACUUCAAGGACGGCUGGAAGUCGUACUUUGAAAACAAACCUGACAAGCCGGUGAUGCACUACUCCGUCAUUGCUGGGUGGUUCGGAGACCAUAUGCUCAUGCCCCCGGGAAACUUCUUCACAAUGUUUCACUUCCUCGAGUACCCUUUCUCGCGCGGAAGCACUCACAUCACCUCGGCCGACCCUUAUGCUAACCCAGACUUUGACGCUGGUUUCAUGAACGAUGAGCGCGACAUGGUCCCGAUGGUAUGGGGCUACAUCAAAUCGCGCGAGACAGCGCGUCGCAUGGAUGCCUAUGCUGGCGAAGUCGCGAACAUGCACCCUACCUUCAACUACUCAUCGCCCGCCAAGGCACUUGAUCUUGAUCUAGCCUCCACGAAUCAGUACGCUCUGCCUGGCAACCUGACUGCAGGCAUCCAGCAUGGCAGCUGGACGCAGCCCCUCUGCGAAGCCGAGACGAGGGCGGACAAGAAGUUCACCGUCUCGAGCAGCUGCAAGGACGUGAGGAAGCCACUUGAGUACAGCAACGACGACAUCAAGGCUGUUGAGGAGUGGGUGAAGAGGCACGUCGAAACGACUUGGCACAGUCUUGGGACCUGUUCAAUGGCGCCUCGCGAGGGCAAUAGCAUCGUCAAGCACGGCGUCCUCGACGAACGCCUCAAUGUACAUGGCGUCAAGGGCCUCAAGGUUGCUGACCUCAGUAUUUGCCCUGAUAACGUGGGCUGCAACACAUACUCGACUGCCCUUUUGAUCGGCGAGAAGGCAGCCAUGCUCGUUGCGGAAGACUUGGGCUACUCAGGCGACGCUCUCAACAUGAAGGUCCCGAACUACCACGCUCCGGGAGAGUUUACACUCAAUUCCCGCCUGUAA